AACUACUAACUAAAGAAUUCACCACUCUCAAAGAGAAAAUUACGCAAAAACUCCAAGCCCACCAGCAAACGAUUACGGAAACCAACACUAAACUUCAAGAAUCUAAUCGCAAAGUGGAAGAACUAACUAAAGAAAACUCCGAAAAUGAAAAAGUUUUAGAGCAAUUACUGAAAGAAUUUAAAGAACUCAGUCAACAAUUAGAAUAA
Molecule: messenger RNA, 206 nt
Organism: Paraglomus brasilianum
Lineage: Eukaryota; Fungi; Glomeromycota; Glomeromycetes; Paraglomerales; Paraglomeraceae
Source: the annotation of a GenBank genome assembly